AGAGUUUUGCUGAUCCAACUGGUCACAUGAGUCCGCUUGUAUCAAGAUGUAAACACACGUGAUUUCUAAAAAUAUGUAAACUUACACAUUGGCGGUGUUUUUGAAGUGACAGUGUCACUAUCAGCAGACGACUGAACAAACAUGGCAUGGUCAGGUCACUCAGGAUCCCAGUUCCAGCAGUUUAAAAACACCUCGACCACAAGAGGAAAUAAGUUUCAACAGCAGCAGCGGAGUAUAUCAGGAAGCAACAACCAAUUCAAUGUUAAACAUUUACAACAAGCUGGAGCCAUUGUGAAAAUUGAAGAUGUCAAUCAGUCUUCAUCAAACAUUAGUGUUGUUGGAAUUAUAAUAGCUAAAGAGUCACCCAAGUCUAUUAUCUCAAGGAAAAACCCCGGGACAGAGCGGCACCUAGUGAGCUUUGUUAUAAGGGAUUCUCCGAUGGGAUUUGUAUCUGUUACAUGCUGGGGAUCAGAAGCCUACAUAGCAGGAAUAUCAAACUGUCACCACACUGGGGAUAUUGUUCAACUGUCCAACUUUCAAGUAUUGCUAAAACCUACUGAUGGAAGUGAAGAGAAAUUCAGACCUUAUACUCCAUUGCCGUUCAGCUUCUCCCUGAGUGAGAACCAUUCCUCCAUCACAGCUUACACGGGGUACGAUGUGGAGGAUUGCCAGGCCCUCCUUCACCUCCCCACAAAGGCCAGCAAUGAUUACUACAGUCUGGAGGACAUAGUGGCCAAUGGUCAGGCUCUUCAUGGGGAACAUAUCAACAUUCUGGCCAUUCUUAAAAAGGUUGGGGAGGUGAAGGACAUUACAACAAAAACAGGCAGACAGACUCAGAGAUGUGAAUUGACCCUGAUGGAUGAGGGCUUGUCAAGCUUUCCUUUUGUCAUAUGGGACAAAGAGGCUGCCUCUACGGCUUCUACAUGGACACCAUAUAACACAGUGUUGUACGUGGCAGAUGCCCGCAUGUCCUUUGACAGCUACAGAUCCUGUAUGGUAGCUACCUCUGAUUCUAGGACAGUCUUUACAGUUAACCCAGACACCCAGGAGGCCCACAGUCUGUAUCAGUACGCUCAGAGCUGUGACAUCACAGAGGAACCAGAUGAUACUAGGGCUGAUCCACCCUUGGAGAAGAUAACAGACAAGUUUACUGUAUCUGAUGUGAAGAGUGUGAUGUCUGACUUACAGAGCCAGUGGAAACCUACUGUGUACGGUGUAAGCUGUCUUUUCCUGUCCCAGUUCAACACAGACAAAGAGGACCCUAACUCAGUCAUAACCUACAGAUGUAAGAAAUGUAAGCAUCCUAUAACAGAGGCAAAUGGCUACAUAUGUUCUAAUGUUGAGUGUUGUAACAGUGCCCUGAACUUGUUUGAUAUAAGCAAUGCCCCUGUACUUGGAGAAGCUGACUUGGAGUAUAGGAUCCCUGUCUGUCUGUCUGACCACACUGGUACCCUGGAGAUGUGUUAUUUGUACGGCAAUGUAGCAGAGCACCUCAUAGGGGUCAAGGUGGAGAAUUACCUCAAAUUAGAUUUGGAAAACAAGACAAAGGUCAAGUGGAGGUUUCUUUUAGAAAGAUGUAAAGUCUACUUUAAGGUAUACAGAAGCAGUAAGGAUGGAGGAAAGGCUGUUUUACAGAUCAUGUCCUGUUCUUUAGCACAUCCUGAGGACAUCUACAACUUGGCAUAAAUAACAAGCAUCUGACAUCAUGUGUUGUCACAGAAGCUGAUCAUCAGAAGACUUGAUUCAUUCUGCAAUAGAAGCUGUACACUCAACCAUAAAACACAAGAGUUAAAACACAAUACAUGCUGCGCAGAAUCCAGGUUGUGGACACUAGCUGUGAUAUGUUUCACAGAACACUUAAAUGUGGUAUUUAAUGUGGGGGGACAGGAUCCAAUGUUUUUUUUCGUAAUGACUUGAGAGUUUAGGAGGUACAAAGUUUGUUACUAUUUUCUUGUUUUGUAUCAGUAACAACAGAACUCGUCUCAUUAUUAUAUACACUGUAUUAUGUACAUGACUGUACAUCUCUUUUAUGUACAAUAUUUUAAAAGGACUGUUUCCACAUUAUAUUGAUACUCUGUUUAAAUGUCUUUUUAUUGCUCAGGAAGCAGCUGAACUGUAGUUCAACAAAUUCUUUUAUCUAAAUGUAUACCUACAUUCAUAAUUGUUGUGAGGCUAUAAUCUUCACCAAAAAACAAUAGGUAAAAAAAGCAAAAUUGUGAUAUUUCUUUUUCUUUUAUUUGAUAUUCUUAAUAUGUGAUCACAAAUUAAAAAGAUAACCAGAAUUAAUCCUAACAAAGCAUUAAAAGCAGGAAGCUGUUUCA
Messenger RNA from Saccostrea cuccullata (small rock oyster), 2321 nucleotides. RefSeq names its product meiosis-specific with OB domain-containing protein-like. The transcript has 14 exons. The record is from RefSeq and is a predicted model, not a curated record. Bases 142 to 1686 code for a protein of 514 amino acids. Gene Ontology annotation, molecular function: single-stranded DNA binding; single-stranded DNA 3'-5' DNA exonuclease activity. NCBI's taxonomy places the organism in Eukaryota, Metazoa, Mollusca, Bivalvia, Ostreida, Ostreidae. Gene Ontology annotation, biological process: resolution of meiotic recombination intermediates.